UGCACACAUCAUCCCUGAGUGUGUGUCUUAGAGGAGUAUUCCUGCUGGCUUUUGUGUUCUGCAGACAACACCCUGGAAUAUUCUCCACUUUCAACAUUCUUUGCCCCGGGCAGUUGCCCCAGGCGCCCUGCUGGGAUGGAGCUCUCCGAAAUUGCCUUCUGUUUACCUUUUAUGGUUAAAAUAACAGCUUAGCAAAGAGGCAACUUGGUGGAGAAAGGAUUUCUGCGGCUCUGCCCAGGCUGCUGCAGCCUUAGCUGGUUUAAUCACCCCCAGAGAGCUUAACAACUGCGAGCACAAUGGGACACAGAGUCAUUUUGUGUGUAAAUGAGCAUAGCAUCCUGAUUACUUCACUUUACAUGGGCAAAUAGCUUUUACAAGCAACAUUUGUGCAGCAACUCCCCAGAAGCAGGGGGAAGAUAAUCUGCCUUUUCAGAGGACUGCACGGGCUAUUCUGGAGAAGGAGGAAGACGACAAAAGCCACUACACUGCCACAUCAAUUGGGGACCUGGCGGUGUUGGUUUUGCCCUCAGCUAGACUAAACGUCACCUGAAAACUUAAAGGCCACCCUCCUGUUUUUGUUUUGAUUGUGUUUUAUUUUAAUGCAAUUAAAGACGUGCGGUUCCUUUGCAAAAGGGCUGGCUAACGUAAUUGCAUUUAACCUGGUGUGCGCCAGGAAGGGCCCUGCGUCGGAGGGGCCAGGAGUCGACGUCUCUGUGUCGCACAAUGACAUCCUAGUGUGAUUCGGUGGGAGUUCUUACAGAGGAAACCAGCAUGUCGCGCCUUUCUCUCACCCGCUCUCCGGUGUCACCCCUGGCUUCCCAAGGUAUCCCUCUGCCAGCUCAGCUCACCAAAUCCAAUGCCCCGGUACAUAUCGAUGUAGGGGGACAUAUGUAUACAAGCAGCUUAGCCACGCUGACGAAGUACCCGGACUCUAGAAUAAGUCGUCUGUUUAAUGGCACAGAACCGAUUGUGUUGGACAGUUUAAAGCAGCAUUACUUCAUUGACCGGGACGGGGAAAUAUUCCGCUACAUCUUAAGUUUUCUACGGACCUGUAAAUUGCUGCUCCCUGAAGAUUUUAAGGAGUUUAACCUGUUGUAUGAAGAAGCAAAAUAUUAUCAGCUCCAUCCGAUGGUGAAGGAACUGGAGCGGUGGAAACAGGACAAGGAGCACCGGAAGCAUUUCCAGCCCUGUGACUGUCUAGUGGUCCGGGUGACUCCAGACCUCGGGGAGAGGAUUGCGCUGAGCGGGGAGAAAGCAUUAAUAGAGGAGAUCUUCCCCGAAACUGGAGAUGUCAUGUGCAACUCGGUAAACGCCGGAUGGAACCAGGAUCCAACUCACGUCAUCAGGUUUCCACUAAACGGCUACUGCCGAUUAAACUCUGUGCAGGUUCUCGAAAGACUGUUUCAAAAGGGAUUUAACGUGGUCGCCUCUUGCGGAGGUGGAGUUGACUCCUCCCAGUUUAGCGAAUACGUACUGUGCAGGGAAGACAGACGAAUGCAUCCGAACACAAUGAGGAUAAAACAGGAGCCUCUGGACUGACGACUCCUAAGAUCUUUGUCACCGUUGAAGUGUUCAAUAGUCCUCGAUGUGGAAAACUUCAGGACCCACAAACCAGUAUUAAUAGACUUCCUAUGACUUUUUGUUGCCAGUUUGUGAUAUUUUUGAAAGGUAACUUUGACAUAGCCAAAUUAAUGGCCGCUUCUCGACUAAUGAGGCCCCCCGAGCGAUGCCGUCUCACCUCAACAGCUGUGCUGUGAAGACGAAACCCCUCGCCAAGUGGAUACGUCUCUCCAAACUAGGGUUCUUGAGCCCCCAACAAAUGCAGAGAUGACAAGCUGGCACAAUCCUCGGAUCAGGUCCCUGAUGAUGAGGACGCUACAGUUCUAUGAAACAAGCUGCCUUGUUUUUCUAAGUUUAACGUGUUGAGUAGAAGAACGUUGCCGUUGUCUGAUAACUUUAAUAGUCUUCCUCUAGAAAAGAGAAAGGGGAUUACUUUUAUAUAGUGUUCUGGAUUGAUACUGAUGACCUACCACACUACAAACCUAUAAAAAUGUUAAAAGGAGUAAAAUAAAUAAAUAAUGAUAAUAAGACUAGGCAAUAGACAGUCUAUUGCAGAGUUUUGCUGUUUCAUGAAACGUUGUUUUUUAAAUCACAAAUUCCAUUAGAAGUUCCACCGACGUUGUAUCCCUCACGGGGAGACCGGAUUGCACCGUUGCCCCGCAUGAGACCGAUGAACAUAAAAUGUAGCGUGAAAGUAAAGAUGGCGGCCUACAGUGAUGAUUUUGCUGAGCAGUAAAAAUUAACACUUCAGCGGGAGGUCGGGUUUUCAGAUCGUCUAAUUAUUAUUAUAAUUUUUUUGUGUAAUUAACCUUUUUUAAGUAAAGUAGCCAGUAAUUAUUACUUAAACAGUAUCCAGAGUGCACUUACCCCAAUUGAAGGAAAUAUAUAGAACUGGGGGGAGGGGGUGUAGUAGUACACUCAGGGUUAGGGGAGCACUAUUUUACUUGGUACGAAUUAUUUUGUUUACUGUGGUGAUUAAGAAGUCUAUUCUGUAUCAUACAUCCAAAAUGACCGUAUUGGAUAACUCUCCAGUAGGUUGGUCUUGGGUCCCAGUUUUGGACAGUCCUAGUUUUUGACAAUACAAAUCCUUGAACCUAAACUCCUAACAUGAUAUGUUGGAUAGACUCCUAUAAUAAUGUUUUUUGUUUUUUUUUAUACAUUUGGCAGGCGAGGGGAACAAUGUAUUGUAAAACAGUGACACACGAGUACCCCAGAGUUCUUCCACUCCCGUACAUUGGUCUUCGAAACGUUGGUGCACAUAUUUUCUGUUAAAGCGGAUGAAAAAUAAAUUUAUUUAACACCUUCACACCCCAUAUUUAGCGUUUUGUGAUAUUUAUAGCUACAUAGAGCCAACUUUUUAACAUAUAGCUCUCUGCCCGACAUUAGGGUGUUAGGUGUUACAGGUGUCUGGGCACAAUGGCGUCCUGCUUUACCCAACCACGUUGGCAUGUUUUUUUGGUCCCAAUUAGUGUCAAUCGCUCACCUGUCGUCCCCUGUAAUUUAUAAGUUGCCGGAGUGAUCUAGAACUCUAGUUGCCUGAAGAAGUGCACACGAGUAUGCUAAGCUAUUGUAUAUAACAGACAUACCCAUCCUUAAACACAGGGGGAGGGUUACAUUGUAUCGCUACGUAGUACUGGAAUAUCCGGCAGUGUCAGGAUACAGUUGUCCAGUCGCUUAUGGGUUAAGCACGCUACAUAUCUGGGGUCACUGCACACACUCUGCCGUCGGCCUCGCAUAAAAUGUUUUUAGAAUUUUUGCUCCCCCCACCCGCAGUUUUCUAUCUGUCUGGGUCAGGUGCUGCAUUCAGAUCUGUACAUAAACUCUAUGUAGAAUUGUAUAUUAUGCAUUAUUGUAAAAAGACAAAAAAAUAUUGUCAUGUACUUGUGUAUACAUAUUUCUAAUAUAGUAAUUCAUGCCAUAAACAUUUCUGUAUAGUAAAUGAUAAAAAGGUGAAAUCUGUAUUCAGUUAUUUAUAUACUUUGGGGGGGGUUUUAAAGCAGGGAUUUUGUUUUUUUUGUAAACCACAGAACAGCGAUUUGUCUAUGUAAGGUAGCGUCUCAAAAUAUAUUUUACAUAUGUUG
Messenger RNA from Pseudophryne corroboree (corroboree frog), 3641 nucleotides. RefSeq names its product potassium channel tetramerization domain containing 15 (gene KCTD15). Bases 772 to 1539 code for a protein of 255 amino acids. The transcript has 5 exons. Gene Ontology annotation, molecular function: protein binding. Lineage: Eukaryota; Metazoa; Chordata; Amphibia; Anura; Myobatrachidae. Gene Ontology annotation, biological process: protein homooligomerization. The record is from RefSeq and is a predicted model, not a curated record.